AUGUUCUACGUAUACAGCAUCAUUGGAGUCCUCUGGCUAUCAAUUCUUUCGUACAUUUUGUAUCGACUUCUUACUGGCUGGAUUCUGCCACCGUCGCAUUUCCCGAAAAAUAUACCUACCAUACCUUUUUACUACACUCUCAUACCACUUUUCAAGGAUGUCGACCAAGAGCACAUGUGGCAUAUAUACCUCAGAAAGCCACUGACAGAAUUUGGCGCGGUCAAGAUUUACUUUGGCGGUGCGUGGAAUGUGCUCAUCACACGACCGGAAUAUAUAAACCAAGUCUUCAAGCAAGACGAGGUUUUCCCUAAAGCCGGGAAUCAUGUAAAGAACCCGCAUUCUAUUCUAGCUCUCUACACUGGCGAAAAUGUUAUCAGUGCCAUUAACGAUCAGUGGAGAAGCUUUGCGGCCAUUGUCAAGCCAGGACUCCAAGCUGAUGUGGAUACAUCAGUUGUUGUGAAGAAUGCAGAUAAACUCAUCGAGAUCCUGCUCAGAGAGCAAGAUUCGAAAGAUGCUGUGGUCAUGCCCAAGCCUCUACAAGAUUAUGCACUCGCCAAUCUCAGUGAAGCACUCCUCGGCGCAAGCUUCGGUACACUCGACGAUCCGAAUGCGCCAUUGUCGCAGAUGCAAUUGCAGAUCAAGCCAAAGAUCUUCAAUCCUUUCUAUCUCAACUUUCCGCUGUUGGAUCACUUCAAACUCGCAAGUCGAGAAGAAGCACGCCGACUUGUCAACAAAUUCAAGAAAGAGUUGUGUGAGAAAGUCCUUUCUGGACAUCAGCAUAAACACGAGAAGGGCAUGGAAUCGAACCAUCUCGGGUGCCGACUUGUCACUGCGUAUGAACAAGGACUUAUGUAA
Molecule: messenger RNA, 855 nt
Organism: Parastagonospora nodorum SN15
Lineage: Eukaryota; Fungi; Ascomycota; Dothideomycetes; Pleosporales; Phaeosphaeriaceae
Exons: 2
Coding region: 1-855 (284 amino acids)
Molecular function (GO): monooxygenase activity; heme binding; oxidoreductase activity, acting on paired donors, with incorporation or reduction of molecular oxygen
Source: RefSeq, a predicted model, not a curated record